AUGUCUCGCCCUGAGGAUACGCUGUAUGAACCCCUCCCCCUCCCCCGCCUACAUUGCGCGUGCCCUAUUUCUGACCAAGUUGCCAGGGCCGCUGAUGUCUACUAUGACGACUCUGAAGCACGCAAAUACACAACGAACUCCCGAAUCCAAAACAUCCAGGCGUCCAUGACCCAUCGCGCUCUCGAACUUCUCGAUCUUCCAGGCCCUUCAUUCAUCCUCGACGUUGGCUGCGGCAGCGGCCUGUCGGGGGAGAUUCUGUCAUCUUUAGAUCCGGACGAGGGUGGCCCUCACGUGUGGGUUGGAAUGGAUGUCUCACCAUCUAUGUUGGACAUCGCCCUACAACGCGAUACUGAGGGAGACCUCAUGCUAGCAGAUAUUGGGCAGGGAGUCCCGUUCAGGGCGGGCUCCUUUGACGCCGCUAUCAGCAUCUCGGCUAUUCAGUGGCUGUGCAGUGCGGAGACCAGCGAGACCAGUCCGGCUGGUCGCCUCUCACGCUUUUUCAACGGCCUAUACGCCUCUUUGAAGCGUGGUGGCCGUGCUGUCUGUCAGUUUUACCCCAAGAAUGACCAGCAGAAGAAGAUGAUUACCGAGGCCGCCGUCAGGGCUGGCUUUGGCGCAGGCCUGCUCGAGGAUGACCCGGGCACUAAAAAUGUCAAACUUUACCUUGUUCUCACUGUCGGAAAUGGAGGCCAAUCGUCCGACAUCACUGGUGUUGUCGAUGGUAUGGAUGGUGUCGAUAUCAUGGACUCUCGCUACAAGGUAAAUAAAACCGCCACUUCUGUUGUCAAAAAGGGUAGUAAGGCUUGGAUUGUCAAGAAGAAGGAACAGCAGGAGCGCAAGGGAAGGGUCGUUAAAUCUACGUCCAAGUACACAGGACGCAAAAGGCGUGUGGCCUUUUAA
Molecule: messenger RNA, 900 nt
Organism: Geosmithia morbida
Lineage: Eukaryota; Fungi; Ascomycota; Sordariomycetes; Hypocreales; Bionectriaceae
Product: 18S rRNA (guanine1575-N7)-methyltransferase
Exons: 1
Coding region: 1-900 (299 amino acids)
Biological process (GO): rRNA (guanine-N7)-methylation
Cellular component (GO): nucleolus
Molecular function (GO): rRNA (guanine) methyltransferase activity
Source: RefSeq, a predicted model, not a curated record